UCGCCGCCGUACUGGGCGCCCGCGCCUGCCCGCGCCCGCCCGGGAACCCCCGGGACCCCGGGAACCCCGGCCUGCUCAGCCAACCGCAGCGGACGCGGAUGAAAACCUUACUGCAAGAGGCGCUUCGGAUCCCUACCGUGUCCUUCAGCCCCGAUCAGCUGAACACUACGGCCCUGAAGGAGUUCAACCAAUUCAUCCGGAAAGCCUUUCCCACCGUGUUCUCCACCAGCUUCAUCCAGUACGAGCUAGUCGGGGAAUACAGCCACCUGUUCACCAUCCAGGGGUCAGACCCCCGGCUGCAGCCCUACAUGCUCCUCGCGCACGUGGACGUGGUGCCGGCCUCCGAUGAGGGGUGGGAAGUGCCGCCCUUCUCCGGCCUGGAGCGCGAUGGCUUCAUCCACGGGCGAGGCGCCCUGGACAACAAGAACUCCGUUAUGGGAAUCCUGCAAGCCCUGGAGCUCCUGCUGAAACGGAACUAUGUCCCCCGCAGGUCUUUCUACGUCUCCCUUGGACAUGAUGAAGAGGUGUCUGGGGAGCGGGGAGCAGUCCAGAUUUCCACCCUGCUGCAGUCCCGGGGAGUGACCCUGGCCUUCAUCGUGGAUGAAGGCGGCUUCAUCCUGGAUGGCUUCAUCCCAAACCUGCAGGGGCCCAUCGCACAGAUCUCUGUGUCAGAGAAGGGCGCGAUGAACCUUGAACUCCGGGUAGAUGCUCCCCCGGGCCAUUCAUCAGCACCGCCCAAAGAAACCAGCAUCGGCAUCCUUGCUGGCGCCGUGAGCCGGCUGGAGCAGACUCCAAUGCCCAACCUGUUUGGAAACUGCGUGGUGGAGAACAUGUUUGAGCAACUGGCCUCCCAGUUUGGCUUCCCUCUCAACAUCAUCAUGGCCAACGUGUGGCUGUUCAGACCCAUCCUGAGAAGGGUCCUCGAGUGGAAUCCCAUCACCAGCGCCCUGGUCAGAACCACCAUUGCGCUCACCAUGUUCAACGCAGGGGUUAAGGUGAACGUCAUUCCGCCCACAGCCCAGGCCUGGGUGAACCUGCGGAUCCAUCCCUCCCAGAACGUCCGCCAGGUGCUGGAGAACAUCCAGAACACCGUGGCUGACCAGAGAGUCCAGAUCCACGUCCACAGCGCCUUCGACCCGCUCCCCGUCAGCCCCUACGAUGACCAAGCCUUCGGCUACCAGCUGCUCCGCAAAACCAUCCAGGAUGUUUUCCCUGAGGUCAUUUCCAUCGUUCCAGGUAUCUGCAUCGGCAACACGGACAGCCGCCAUUACACUAACCUCACCACGGGCAUUUACCGCUUCAAUCCAUCUGUCAUUAAGCCACAAGACUUCCGCAGCAUCCACGGGCUCAAUGAGAAGAUUUCGGUCCAGCAGUAUGAGAAGCAGGUGAUGUUCUUGUCUGAGCUGAUCCGGAAUGCGGAUGUGGAGUGGACCCCCGCGCCUCACUCCUCCCUGCACGAAUUAUAACAGGGCUGGGGGUUGGAGACAAGGGGGAGGCUCUCGGGAACGGGAGUCCAGCGGAGGCCCACCCACCACUGCAGCCAGUCUGGGAGGUGGGGUGGUUCUUUGCCAAACCUGGGAGGUCUUGGCUUCCAAACCCUGAAGAGGCAGAGUUAAGUGGGGAGCGUGAGGAGAGAUGGAAGUGGGACCUCUCCCACCCUUUCCCCGUAACAUCUCCUAUCACCCCUCCCUCCUGCUGGUCAAAACUGGGCCGUGGAAACCUGAGAUAGGAAAACAGACAUCUCCUGAUGACAUUAAUUUUUCUGGGUUGACCUUCUGCUCGCUAAUUCUCUGAUCAUGCAUCUUUCUGCAUUUCUUCAUUGGCCUCUUCUUUCCUUCUGCCUAUGUCCCACUCUGCUUUCCUCUCCCAUAUUUCUCCCUUUGUUUCUGCUGUUUAUCUCUGUUCUAUCUCUCUGUCUCUAGUCUCCCUGCCCCCUGCCUUUCUCUCUAUCUCCUGUAUCUCUAUUUCUUGGACUCACAUAUAUAAAUCCCUCUCUCCUUCUCUCUUCCCCACCUCUCUCGUUGAGUCCAAUUUUGAGGAGAACGAAUGGAAAUUGCAUAUGGAAACUGCAGCUGUUUGCACUCUGAUGUAAUGAAAUAAAAUGAUAUGUACACUAUG
This is a messenger RNA of Tachyglossus aculeatus (Australian echidna), 2118 nucleotides long. It is a transcript of the gene PM20D1, whose product is annotated as peptidase M20 domain containing 1. Gene Ontology annotation, biological process: amino acid metabolic process. The record is from RefSeq and is a predicted model, not a curated record. Bases 99 to 1466 code for a protein of 455 amino acids. NCBI's taxonomy places the organism in Eukaryota, Metazoa, Chordata, Mammalia, Monotremata, Tachyglossidae. Gene Ontology annotation, molecular function: hydrolase activity, acting on carbon-nitrogen (but not peptide) bonds, in linear amides. The transcript is spliced from 13 exons.